Messenger RNA from Pseudomyrmex gracilis, 559 nucleotides. Its product is annotated as cadherin-89D-like. The transcript is spliced from 4 exons. The record is from RefSeq and is a predicted model, not a curated record. Lineage: Eukaryota; Metazoa; Arthropoda; Insecta; Hymenoptera; Formicidae. The coding region runs from base 95 to 559 and encodes 154 amino acids.
GCUCCGCCAUUCUUAAUUAGAGCAAAGAAGAAUUAAUCAGUUUUAGGAAUGUACGAGAAGACAGCGUAAUUGACGAAAACAAAAGAAACCAAAAAUGUCACAACAGAGGAGGAUCUUUUCUUUAUUAAUACCAUAUUUCUGGCAGAUUACAGUGGGUUUGCUGAUCUUCAUUGUCCAGUGCACAACAGGAUGUCAGUUUUAUCCCGUCGGAGAAUACCUGAAAUUUGUAAGAGUGCCAGAAAAUUUAGAGAUAAGAACAGAAAUUCUUUCACUAGAAGUUCAUCCAAGAAAUCGGCUUGUCAUUAUACCAGUCGACAAGGAAGAGGAUGCUGGUUUCUUCACUUACAAAGAGACAAAUACGACGCACAUUUCUAUAAUUUUAGCGCAAUCUCUGGAAGAUCUAGUGGACACAGAAACUCCAAGAAACUUAUUGAAGUUUCGAAUUAGUUGUGACUCGGAUGCUAGUGAUUCAGUGGUAAGUUGCCCAGUUAUAAUCAAUAACAUUGAAGAACACAAACACUUUUUUCUUAUUAAAAACAGGUUUAAAUUAUAUAUAUAG